AUGCACCCCAUCCCCGAACAAAUCGACGUCCUCGUAUGUGGCGCUGGCCCUGCCGGCCUGCUGACAGCUCUUGGUCUCGAGCAGCAAGGCAUCAACACGCUCGUGAUAGAUAAGAGAGCGCGCGACGAACAAGAAGCCACGGGGCGGGCGACAACCCUGUUCCCCCGGUCGCUGGAGCUUCUUGAUCAGCUCGGAUUGACCGACGACAUCACACAGGAAUGCUUCAUCGCCCGCUCGGACGCAACAUUUAACAACGGUGUUCGAAGCACGGAACGGGGAUGGCAUGAGGUAUUCGCCAGCAUGAGGGGCACCUACCACGACUAUUGCGUCAACAUCCGUCAGAGGUACUCCGAGGAGAUCUUUGGCGCCAAAUAUGCAACCCUCUCCAGCACGCCCAUACUUUAUGGAUGGGGCCUUGUGGGCUUCGAGCUCGAGAAGCUUGAAGGGGACGAUGACAACAUCACGGCAAUCCUCGCCAAUUCGAGCUCGGGACAGGAAGCACGCGUUCGCUGCAAAUAUCUUGUUGGCGCGGACGGCGGCAAUUCAACAGUACGCCGGCUCGCUGGCAUCACCAUGGAAGGAGAUGAGACUACCAUGAAGUGGAUCCGACUCGAUGGCAAAUUCGAGACGGAUUUACCCGAUGCGAACCUGGGCUUUGCUGCCAUUGAGACCAAGACACAUGGCAAUGUACUCUGGGUCAGACUCGACAAGGACGCCCACCGUGUUGGUAUCUCUUUGCCGGCAAAGCUGCAAGAGAAGUAUCGCGCCGGAAUAACCCAGGAGCAAGCUGUAGCUGAGGCUGUGCAAGCCAUGCAACCCUUCAAGCUCGACGUACAACGCGUCGAUUGGUGGACCCUCUACAGUAUCAAGCAGAAAGUCGCUGUCACCCUUCAGCAGAACGACUUCAUCCUCCUCGUUGGCGAUGCCGCCCAUACGCACUCCUCUGGAUUCGCUCAGGGAAUGAACACGGCCAUUCAUGAUGCUACCAACCUGAUUUGGAAGCUCUCUGGGACUCUCAAGGGCUGGUAUUCGCCCUCCACGGUGCUGCCAUCGUAUGCAACCGAGCGUCACGCAGCCGCCCGUAAGCUCAUCUCCAUUGAUGUGGCUGCGUCUGCCGCCAUCUCUGGAGCCAUUCCUGACGGGUACGGGCCAGCGGAUUCAGAUCCAGAUGAUGUGCUUGCCCGUGUGGUUGCGGACAAUACCAACUUUACCCUGGGCGCGGGUGUUCAGUAUGGGCCAUCGUGCAUAAAUCGGUUGGCCAACACCACAUCGGUGUCACUUGGCAAUCGCGCGCCUGAUGCCUUGGUCCGUCGUCCCGGAAUUCGCCUCCCUCGCAGGCUUCAAGAGAUUGCCCUUGUCAAUGGGCCGGGCAAAUGGUUUGUGCUCGUCUUCGGAGGCUGGCAUCUGGCGACUAGGGACAGGGUCAAUGCGCUCCGAGAGGAGAUCAACACAGGAGGACUUGGCAAAACACCCCGGGAGAUGCUGAACAUGGCUACUUUGUUUGUCGGGGUGGCUGCAAAUGCCUGGGAUGCCCUUGGAGGGCCCGCAAUCGGCAGGCUUUACUUUGAUCACGACGGAGACGCCCACAGCAAGUACUGCAUCUCACUGGAUGACGGAGCCAUCGUCGUGAUCCGGCCCGACGGCGUCUUUGGUUUCGCUGCCCGUCUGCAUGAGUUGGCAAAGGUCAAGGACUACUUCGAAGGCUUUUGUCUAUGAGCUUCCCCGUCAUGUUUUAGGUGGUUGGUGAGACAUUUCCACUACUUCACUCGAAUUGAACC
Microdochium trichocladiopsis is the source of this 1778-nucleotide messenger RNA. RefSeq names its product FAD binding domain-containing protein. The coding region runs from base 1 to 1716 and encodes 571 amino acids. The record is from RefSeq and is a predicted model, not a curated record. Gene Ontology annotation, molecular function: FAD binding. The transcript is spliced from 4 exons. NCBI's taxonomy places the organism in Eukaryota, Fungi, Ascomycota, Sordariomycetes, Xylariales, Microdochiaceae.